AUGGGUGCCCGUCAGGACAAUGGUUACAUAGAAGGGAAGGAGCUUGACGAUUUUUUUCAUCAUCUCCUGGAGAAACUGGGACCAGAAAGCACCAUCACAGAAGAAAAAGUUCAGAGAAUGAAGGAGCAAUUCAUGUCUGUCUACGAUGUCACCACAGAUGGACGCUUGCAAAUCCAGGAGCUUGCAAAUAUGAUCUUGCCGGACGAUGAGAACUUCCUACUGCUUUUCCGACGGGAAACCCCCUUGGACAACAGCGUGGAAUUCAUGCGGAUCUGGCGCAGUUACGAUGCUGACAGCAGUGGAUUUAUUUCAGCUGGUGAACUCAAAGAUUUCCUGCGAGAUCUCUUUUUGCAGCAUAACAAGAUGGUUGCUGAAGUAAAGCUGGAAGAAUAUACUGAUACUAUGAUGAAAAUCUUUGACAGAAACAAAGAUGGGCGACUGGACCUGAAUGACCUGGCAAGGAUUCUGGCACUUCAGGAAAAUUUCCUUCUACAAUUUAAGAUGGAUGCUUGUAGCACAGAAGAAAGGAGGAGAGAUUUUGAGAAGAUCUUUGCACACUACGACGUUAGUAAAACAGGAGCGCUUGAAGGCCCAGAAGUGGAUGGGUUUGUCAAAGACAUGAUGGAACUGGUCAAGCCCAGCAUUAGCGGGGUGGACCUGGACAAGUUCCGCCAGAUCCUGCUCAACCACUGCGAUGUGAACAAGGAUGGGAAAAUUCAGAAAUCUGAACUAGCUUUGUGUCUCGGGCUGAAAAUUAACCCUUAGCUGGGAAAGUGCUUGUGGCUGUGUUUUCCUUGAAAGAUUUGCCUGCUGCUCCUCAUAGAAGUGUGUCCUCUGCUGCUGUGGUGGGGAGCUGAGGCACCAUGCUCCCAGGCUGAAGAGUGGGAUGUGCACAGGGGCCUCCUCACUCCACCAACUCCUUCGUGAUGUUCACUUGCUGUGCCUCUUGUGGGUCCCCUUAGCAAUGUCUCUGUCCACCAGCAGAUGAGCUGCUCAGAAGAGAGGUUGUUGUUCUUCUGCCCUCAUGAAACGCUGCUAUGCCCAUUCUCCUAGGAUAGGAACAAGCAUCUCCUCAAAAACAUUCCCUCAGUGCUCUCAGAGUGCAGCUACUAGGUGUUUCUGAUGGUCACUUUAUAUGUGUGAAGUCAUUACUUUGGUGAACAUUGUGCUUUGUGCAUUUAAAAUAUUGGAUGGAGGAGAGUGUAUUUGUGCAGAAAUAAAAUGGCAAUUAUAGAAAUUCA
Molecule: messenger RNA, 1241 nt
Organism: Cyanistes caeruleus (blue tit)
Lineage: Eukaryota; Metazoa; Chordata; Aves; Passeriformes; Paridae
Source: RefSeq, a predicted model, not a curated record